ACAACACCUUCCGAAGGCAUGCCAGGAUGUUCAUUGAGCCAGCGAUUGUUUCUUACUGGCAAAAAUCACAGGAAGGCAUGCUACAGAAGCUCCAUGCAGAGGAGAAAGUGAUAGUUGGUGGUGAUAUGAGGGCUGACUCUCCAGGCCACUCUGCAAAGUUCGGAAGCUACACUAUGAUGGACCUGAAGAACAACAAAGUCGUUGACCUCCAGUUGGUUCAGAGCAAUGAGGUUGGUGGAAGCUACCACAUGGAGUUAGAGGGCCUGAAAAGGAGUCUGGAGUUGUUAAAGGAACGUGGUGUGACUCUGGACUGUAUUGUCACGGACAGACAUCUGCAAAUUCAGAAAUUCCUAAGGGAAAGCAGCAUCACCCAAUUCUUUGAUGUGUGGCACAUAGAAAAAGGGAUUUCUAAGCAACUGGAGAAGGCUGCAAAAAAGAAGGACUGCGAAAAACUUCGAGGGUGGGUGAAGAGUAUAAGAAACCACAUAUACUGGACUGCAGCAACCUCCACCACCGGGCCUGAGAGAGUGGCCAAAUGGUUCCCUAAGUGCCUUCAUCUACUGCGCAUUGCGCAAUACCAAUGGAUGGCUGCAGGAACGCCGGCCUUUCACAAGCUGGAGACAAUUCUCUCAACCAAGAGGAUUUUGAAAGCCGUGGCCAAACUCAGCCCACACCACCAGACUUAAUCUUUGGAGUCAUUCCAUGCCGUC
Molecule: messenger RNA, 710 nt
Organism: Gymnodraco acuticeps
Lineage: Eukaryota; Metazoa; Chordata; Actinopteri; Perciformes; Bathydraconidae
Exons: 5
Coding region: 27-686 (219 amino acids)
Source: RefSeq, a predicted model, not a curated record